AUGGCUACUCAUCCGUUGCAAGCAAUUGGAGAAGCUGUUGGGUCGGUCGGAAUUGACCCUCGCGCCAAGCAGCUUUCCUCUCUCUUCCAAGGAGCGAAUAAUGGUCCUGCACGUACGGCAGCGAAGCUGACGGGUGUCCAAGAGCUUGGGAAGAGAGCCGAUGACGGCCCUUACUUCACAAGCAAUGAGGGCAUCCCUUUCCCAGAUCCAGCUCAUAGCAAAACGGCUGGGGGAAUACCAGUGGUAUCCGAUAUCCAUCUUUUCCAGAAGCAGCAGCACUUCAACCGGUCUAAAAAUCUGGAGAGAAUGGUCCAUCCAUGUGGCAGUGGCGCUUUUGGAUACUUCGAAUCUACCAAAGACGUUUCAUCUCUGUGCAAAGCCGACUUUUUGAAGUCAUCUGGCAUCCGAACUCCAGUUUUCGUGCGUUUCUCAACCGUGACUCUUGGCAGAGAAUUUCCCGAUUUGGCACGGAAUCCCCGAGGAUUUGCGAUCAAGUUCUACACAGGCGAGGGCAACUACGAUAUUGUUGGCUUAAAUUUCCCUGUCUUCUUUUGCCGUGACCCUAUUCAGGGCCCAGACGUGAUUCGGUCUCAGUAUCGUAGCCCGCAAAACUUCCUUCUUGAUCAUAACUCACUGUUUGAUUUGCUGGGCAAUACUCCUGAGGGUAACCACGCCGGCAUGAUGUUUUUCAGCGACCAUGGUACACCCCAAGGAUGGCGAGCCAAUCACGGGUACGGGUGCCAUACCUUCAAAUGGGUCAAUGGCGAAGGAAAGUUUGUGUACAUCAAGUACCACUUCCUUGCGGACGACGGCCAGAAACAAUUUACCAAUGAUGAAGCUACGCGCCUCAGCGGUGAAGACCCUGACUACUCAAAGAGAGAUUUGUGGCAGGCCAUUGAAAAAGGGGAAAAGGUAUCAUGGACAGCCCACGUUCAAGUCAUGGAGCCUGAGGACGCCGAUCCAGACAAGCUCGGAUUCGACCCUUUCGAUGUGACAAAGGUUUGGCCAAAAACUCAAUUUCCAUUGCAAGAGUUUGGAAAGCUGGUCUUAACCCGUAAUCCCGAAAACUUCCACAGGGACGUGGAACAAGCUGCAUUUUCUCCGGGCAGCAUGGUUCCCGGUAUUGAAGAUAGCCCAGAUCCGCUUCUCCAGUUCCGCACCUUUUUCUACCGAGAUGCGCAACUGCACCGCGUCGGAGUAAACUGGCAUCAGAUACCCGUUAACUGUCCAUUCAUGGCCUCGUCAUAUUCUUCCUUGAAUUUCGACGGGCAGAUGAGAGUCGACGCAAACCAUGCCAAGAACCCUCAGUACGCGCCAAACAGCUUCGUCGACAAGUUUCGCCCCGACACUGCUGAAGCUCCAUAUCAGCUCUCUGAUAAUACCGUUAGCCGCAAAUCACACUUUUGGCACGAGGGUAGUUCAACCGAGUACGAGCAGCCGCGCGCGCUGUAUCAAAGCGUCAUGAAUGAUGAAGCCCGCGAUCACCUCCAUAAGAAUACUGCCCGGCUCCUACAAAAGGUGGAAUAUCCCGAAAUCCAGAUUAAGUACCUUGCCCAGCUGUAUAGAGUGGCGGCUCAAUACGCGGAGAGUGUCUUUAGUCUGCUGCCUGAGAAACGCUUCAGCUUCAGCGAGGUAGAGGAACGUUCUCAGAGUGCGGAAAAGAUUGGAAAGAAUCCUAAAUUUUGUCCGAGUGCGAAGACGGACAAGCUAGUAGGCAAAUGCCCAGCUGCCAAGAUUUACAACUGA
Molecule: messenger RNA, 1746 nt
Organism: Penicillium pulvis
Lineage: Eukaryota; Fungi; Ascomycota; Eurotiomycetes; Eurotiales; Aspergillaceae
Product: catalase
Exons: 8
Coding region: 1-1746 (581 amino acids)
Biological process (GO): response to hydrogen peroxide; hydrogen peroxide catabolic process
Cellular component (GO): peroxisome; mitochondrion; cytoplasm
Molecular function (GO): heme binding; catalase activity
Source: RefSeq, a predicted model, not a curated record